Molecule: messenger RNA, 1041 nt
Organism: Adineta steineri
Lineage: Eukaryota; Metazoa; Rotifera; Eurotatoria; Adinetida; Adinetidae
Source: the annotation of a GenBank genome assembly
AUGUUGCGUCUCGAUGUGGAUGUUUCAUCAAAAUAUGCAAAUCGAUCCUAUCGUCGUUUGAAAUAUAUAAUUAGUAUUCUUUCAAUUUUAGUAGGCUUAUUAUGUCUUACUGGUUUUAUAUGGACAUCAAUUGACGGUAAUAUUAAUUCGAAAUUAAUAGAUGAAUGUAAAAAUGAUACACAAACAACAAUACUUUGUUUUAUACGUUUGAUUACUACGAAUGCUCUUCGAACAGAAUGGGAUAAAUAUAUAAUGGUAACACUUCUAUUUACUUAUGCAAGUGUUUUUUUACAUAUUAUUGUUGAAUCAACUCGAACAAAUGUUUCUGGUCUUCUUGGACAAAUGAUAAUUCAAACAAUAUUUAUUAUCGUUGGUAUUGGAGUUUGUUUUCCAAUAUUAUUUAUUCCAUCAUUUCUUCAUUUUUAUAAAUCAAAAAAUAAUUUAAAUAAAUCACCUGUACCAAUUGAUAUCGUAUGUAUUGGAAUUAUUUAUAUUAUUUGUGUUAUUAUAGUUCCAACAUAUUUACUAUAUUUUUUUUCAUCACAUGAAUUAAUUGCUUCGAUUAUGUCAAUUAUACUUCUUAUAUCUCCGUUGGGUUUUGCUCUUAUUUCACUACCAUUUCGAUUAUUAUCAGGAGUUACUCAACGUUGUUGGGUUAUUAAUAGUCAUCGAUUAAUUGUUCAUUGUCAAAUAACUCUAUUUAUAUUAUCAGCUCCACUUUUUUUCAUCACACUUGUCUCUCUUAUCAUGCAUGGAUCAUUUGAUUCAAUUAAACAAAGUUAUGUGACAGAAAAUACUAAUGAGAUUAAUCCCAUUACAUUUAUAUGGUCUAUUGAUUAUAUAUCAUUAUUUAUUAGUCUUAUUUUAUUUAUUAUUUCAAAUGAAUAUUUAUUUCAUGAUAAUAUUAAUCGUAAUCGAUCAUCAAAAAUCAAACAAAUUAUUGGUUAUAUUAGUUUUUCUAUUAUCUUUAUUAUAACACCAUGUUUAGCAUUUCCAUUAUAUAUUGCUUGGCAAGAAUAUCAUUAUCUUAUACCAACAUAA